Molecule: messenger RNA, 1271 nt
Organism: Sipha flava (yellow sugarcane aphid)
Lineage: Eukaryota; Metazoa; Arthropoda; Insecta; Hemiptera; Aphididae
Product: RNA-binding protein 42
Exons: 6
Coding region: 147-1172 (341 amino acids)
Molecular function (GO): mRNA binding
Source: RefSeq, a predicted model, not a curated record
CAUCGAUUGAGAUCGUCGUCACUGUAAUUCGUCUGUCUACUGUUUAAUUAUUUCCUUUGGCGUCAAUUGUUGACCCGUUUUGUUGGAUCGUUUUUGAUUGAUUUCUGCUAUAACCUAUCGCUGUUGUUUAAGAUAAUUCAUCAAACAUGGCCGAUGCUUUUGACAAACUCCGUAUGAUGGAAGUCGAAAUGAACAAAUUUGAAGAAGAAAUUGGGAUACCCAACUACAUCGAUGGAACGCCUGGCACUCCUCAAGCAUAUGGACAAAUGAAUCGUCACCUAGUGAGUUCUGGCAAUGGGUACCAGGCCGACCGUGAUUCUAUGAAUUCAUACAUGGAUAAUGAUAACUAUUCUAUGGGACAGCAAAAUUCUAUGUCAUCUCAAGGAUACAACAAUAUGCGACCUUCUUUUUCUAAUAAUCAAAUGCUAUUACAGCAACCUCAACGUAGAUAUAAUGUCAAAGUGGACAAAACAAUUGGUCCUGUGAUUCUAAGUGGUGCUCCUAAACUUUACUCAUCUAAACCAGAACCAUCUCAACUACCUGUCAGUGAUUCUAUAAUUAAACCAGAAGAUGUAUUAAAAAUGACAACUAGCAUAAACCCAUUAAAAAAAGAAUCAAAGAAAUCACAACCUACAGUUUUGCCUGGCAAAGAAAUGGCAGAAGCUGUUAAAGCAACAUCAAAAACAGUUGUUGUAUCAGCUGGUGGCAAUGCUGUUGCUGCUGCUGAAUGUGCUGCUUCAAUCCCAAACCAAUCUGCCAAAAGCAAAGGGAAAAAGAAUAAAAAAUUUAUUCGGACUUCUGGUGGACAGGUGUGGGAAGAUCAAACUUUAUGUGAAUGGGAUGAAGACGAUUUUCGUUUAUUUUGUGGAGAUUUAGGUAAUGAUGUUACUGAUGAAUUAUUAGCUCGUACAUUCAGCCGCUAUCCAUCAUUUCAAAAAGCACGUGUAGUACGUGAUCGACGAACCAUGAAAACUCGAGGAUUUGGUUUUGUGUCAUUCAAAGAUCCAGCUGAUUUUAUUAAAGCUACAAAAGAACUCAACGGUCGUUAUGUGGGUAGUAGACCAAUAAAACUUCGAAAAAGUAUGUGGAAAAAUAGAAGUUUAGAAGUUACCAAAAAAAAGGAAAAAGAAAAGGCUGCACUUAUUAGUUUACUAACAGGUCAAUCAUCAUAAUAAUGUGACAUAUACAUAUAAAAAAUGUAAAAAUUUUCUGUAAACUUGAUGCAUGAGCAAUUUAUUAUUUUAUGAUUUUUCCUUAAAAUCUUGUAUUAA